Podarcis raffonei (Aeolian wall lizard) is the source of this 2677-nucleotide messenger RNA. RefSeq names its product ETS proto-oncogene 1, transcription factor (gene ETS1). Gene Ontology annotation, cellular component: nucleus. The coding region runs from base 348 to 1676 and encodes 442 amino acids. Lineage: Eukaryota; Metazoa; Chordata; Lepidosauria; Squamata; Lacertidae. Gene Ontology annotation, biological process: regulation of transcription by RNA polymerase II; cell differentiation. The transcript has 8 exons. The record is from RefSeq and is a predicted model, not a curated record. Gene Ontology annotation, molecular function: DNA-binding transcription factor activity, RNA polymerase II-specific; sequence-specific DNA binding.
GUUCCCUCCUCCCGUCGGCGGCAGCCCAGAGAGCUCCGCGCCUACAGCCGCUCCUGGGCUGGGAGAGAAACCCACGGGCAGGCAGGAGGCAGCGGCGGGGCUGGCCGGAGCAGGAACGCCCCGGAGACGAGGCACGGGGAAGGCGGAAGGCAGCGCCAGAGCCAGCGAGCGCGCCACGGACGGAGCCCGUCGGGCUGCCCCGCAGGCGGAGAAGCGGGCGCGGGGCGCACGGCGCCAGACUCGGAGGGCGCAGCUCGGAGUCUCCAACUUCGGGGGGCGCGGGGCGCUUUCCCGGCCAGAGGGGCCGAAGGAUCCGACCCGGAAGGUCCCCCUCCCCCUCGUGGACCAUGAAGGCGGCCGUGGACCUCAAGCCCACCCUGACCAUCAUCAAGACCGAGAAGGUCGACGCCGAGAUGUUCCCUUCGCCGGAUAUGGAAUGUGCCGACGUGCCUUUGUUAACUCCAAGCAGCAAAGAAAUGAUGUCGCAGGCGCUGAAGGCCACCUUCAGCGGUUUCACGAAAGAGCAGCAGCGGCUGGGAAUCCCCAAAGACCCUCAGCAAUGGACGGAAACCCAUGUCCGGGACUGGGUGAUGUGGGCGGUGAAUGAGUUCAGCCUGAAGGGUGUGGACUUCCAGAAGUUUUGUAUGAAUGGAGCUGCCCUCUGUGCUCUGGGCAAGGACUGCUUCCUGGAGCUGGCACCGGAUUUUGUAGGAGACAUCCUCUGGGAACAUCUGGAGAUCCUGCAGAAAGAAGAGAUAAAGCCAUAUCCAGCAAACGGAGUGAACGCAGCCUACCCAGAAUCCCGCUAUACAUCAGACUACUUCAUUAGUUAUGGCAUUGAGCACGCUCAGUGUGUUCCUCCCUCGGAAUUCUCUGAGCCCAGCUUCAUCACAGAGUCCUACCAGACCCUCCAUCCCAUCAGCUCCGAGGAGCUCCUGUCUCUCAAGUACGAGAACGAGUACCCCUCCUCCGUCAUCCUCCGGGACCCCGUGCAGAUGGAGUCCCUGCCCACUGACUACUUCACAAUCAAGCAGGAGGUCGUAACGCCGGAUAAUAUGUGCAUGGGGCGCACUAGCCGAGGGAAACUCGGGGGCCAGGAUUCCUUUGAGAGCAUCGAGAGCUACGACAGCUGCGACCGCCUGACUCAGUCGUGGAGCAGCCAGUCUUCCUUCCAGAGUCUCCAACGUGUCCCUUCCUAUGACAGCUUCGACUCUGAGGACUACCCAGCGGCCUUGCCCAGCCACAAGCCCAAAGGCACCUUCAAGGACUAUGUUCGAGACCGAGCGGACAUGAACAAGGACAAGCCCGUCAUUCCUGCGGCCGCCUUGGCUGGCUACACAGGUAGUGGACCGAUCCAACUGUGGCAGUUCCUGCUGGAGCUCCUCACAGACAAGUCCUGCCAGUCCUUCAUCAGCUGGACAGGCGACGGCUGGGAGUUCAAGCUAUCUGAUCCGGAUGAGGUUGCAAGGAGGUGGGGCAAGAGGAAAAACAAGCCCAAAAUGAACUAUGAGAAGUUGAGUCGCGGGCUGCGUUACUACUAUGACAAGAACAUCAUCCACAAGACGGCCGGGAAGCGCUACGUCUACCGUUUUGUGUGUGACCUGCAAAGCUUGCUGGGAUACACACCCGAAGAGCUGCACGCCAUGUUGGAUGUGAAGCCAGAUGCAGAUGAGUGAAGGGAUGAGCAGGCAAGACCAGAAGUCCUUGUAGAUGGAUUCAGGGCAUCCAUCUAGGCGUUCAAUUGAACUUCUGUCAUUUGUAUUUUUUUUUACUGUCAUGGUUUUCUUUUAAAAGAGAGAGAAAGAGAAAGAAACAGAAAGAAACAAGAAUUUCCACUGGUUGUAAAGGGGGUGGGGGGGACACAUCAUGCUUUUGGAUGAAACUGUGACAUAUUUUGGCUGGGAGGAGAAAUGGGGGAAAAAAUUUGAACGUCCUUGGAGAGUUUUAUUGGGGGCUGAUAUUUUAAAAGUCAGUGGGGGAAAGAGCGUAAAAGUUAACCGCCCUGUUAGAAUUGCAUGAUAAAUAAAGAACUCCCCGCCCUCCCCCCGAGGUGCCAUAAACUGACAAUCCAUAAGCUCAUAAGGCUCCCUUUUGAUUUUAAGAGUGAGGAGUGGCCUUUUGGGGGGGGGGCAGAGCAUCCUCUUCUGCAGGGAAGUCACAUUGGUGGUCCUAAAUAAUUUUGCAUUUCAAAGAACAAGUUUGCUUCUUAAGAGGGACCAAUACCUUUUUUUUUUUUAUUUGUAAAAAGAAUGUUAUUUUAUUAAAAUUUUGUGCCAGUAUUUUUCUCUAAAAUAGUCUUAAGCUCUAAGAUGGUCUCGGUAUUGCAAUAUUGUGUUGUCGUUGGUGUUUUUAUUUUUGUUAUGCCAGCUGCGAAUUCUAUCAGCAUUUUUUGGGUGGUGGGGGGGAAAUACAGAGGCUAUGUAGACCCCUCCAGAAACAGAAGCAUUUAACUGUUCAGUAGAAAAUCAAUAUACACCCUAGGAGUGGUGGGUGGGGAGAAAUUUGUGGGUGAAUGACUGUUUUGCUUUCACACAGGGUCUCCCACACCUUACUCUGUUUUUGCUCUCCCAUUCCAACUGAUGAAUCAGUUUUGUGUCUUGGGGAGGAGGAGAGGGGCUCUUUCCAUCAAAAGUUUUAUCUGGACUUUCCUCCACUUUCCCUAUGCCUUUUCAAGAUA